UUUGGCUUUAGGACCAGACGUGACAUCUCGGGUCUAAACCCAUAGAAAACUGGGCCACCAGGCCCACCACAAAACCCUCCCUAAAACCCUAGAUUUUGGAACUGAGCUGAACGAGCGUCUAUGGCGAACAGGCGGUGCCUCCACACUCUGAGCCGCCGCGCGUGGACGCUAUUCUCCACGAACACCAGUAUCCCUUCCCUCCGAACCCUACUUUCACUCCCCAUCCAACCGAACAAACCCAUAGCAUCCCAAUUCGGCCGCGGUGUCACCACGCGAUGCCCCCAUCCUCGGUAUUUCUCGUCCAACAGCGAAAGCGAAGACGUUUCGGAAGACGACGACGAUGAAGACUACGACGAGGAAAUGGACGACAGUGGCGAGGACGAGAGCGUUGGGAAUUCCUCAGCGUCGGGUUUGAAGAGAGAGUAUUCGCCGGAGGAGAGAGAGGCGGAGGCCGCGGCGAUCGGGUACAAGGUGGUGGGCCCGCUUGAGCGCUCCGAUCGGGUUUUCAAGCCGUACGAGGCGGUUUUCGCGGUCGUUCAGAUUGGGUCGCACCAGUUCAAGGUGAGCAAUGGGGAUUGCAUUUUCACCGAGAGAUUGAAGUUCUGCGAGGUGAAUGAAAAGUUAAUUUUGAACAAGGUUCUCUUGAUUGGCUCCAGUACUCAGACCAUUAUUGGUAGGCCCAUUGUACCAGAAGCAGCCGUUCAUGCAGUCGUUGAAGAGCAUGCAUUAGAUGCAAAGGUCAUUAUUUUUAAGAAAAAGAGAAGGAAGAAUUAUCGCCGCACCAAAGGACAUCGCCAGGAGCUGACUAAAUUAAGGAUAACUGAUAUUCAAGGAGUUGAGAAACCUGAAAAGAUAGUCACCGCAAAGCCUACAAAGGCUGCUGAGAAGAAGCCAGAAAAGGUUCCAGUCACUGCAUAAGAGGGAUUUUCCCUGGCUAUACUUUGACAAUAAUGCUGUCCAUGCUUAUAACUUCUGAGUUGACUUUCUGAUGCUAUACAAUGAGCAUGAUUCCAUUCCUAAGUUGGAGCAUGUACAUAUUGGAUUCAUGUGAAGCAGAUAAUCAUACCACCAAUCCAAUUGUGUACGCGUUGUAGGGGGCUGGUUGCAUGACUUUUGUUUUCUUUGUAUUUUUAUAUUCAGUAAUUUGAUUCAUGAAACCUUCUGUAGAAUCAAUCAGUUUUGUUCCCAAAUAGAGAUGAUUCCAAGGUCUUAGAGAAUUACAUAUCCAUUCGGAAGAAAUACCUAUUCCUUACCUUUUUGAGAGGAAGUAAUGGCGGUGCAACCAAACAACAGGAUAAUUAUUCCAUUUCUCGGUCUAUCCCUGCAUGCCAAGCGUGCCCUAGGAGUCUAAAGGAUAGAUUGUAAAUGUGGUUGCAAACCUAUGUACUGGAUCUUCUUGUAUGUUUUCAGACUGGCACUUUAUUUGGUUCUUGUACUACUGCAUAAUGAUCAUAAGCUUUUAGCUUGUUUUGAUUUUAAUUCUUCUAAAGUCAAACUUGUUA
This is a messenger RNA of Alnus glutinosa, 1502 nucleotides long. RefSeq names its product large ribosomal subunit protein bL21m-like. Bases 121 to 918 code for a protein of 265 amino acids. Gene Ontology annotation, cellular component: ribosome. The record is from RefSeq and is a predicted model, not a curated record. The transcript is spliced from 5 exons. Gene Ontology annotation, biological process: translation. Gene Ontology annotation, molecular function: structural constituent of ribosome; RNA binding. NCBI's taxonomy places the organism in Eukaryota, Viridiplantae, Streptophyta, Magnoliopsida, Fagales, Betulaceae.